Molecule: messenger RNA, 1501 nt
Organism: Effrenium voratum
Lineage: Eukaryota; Dinophyceae; Suessiales; Symbiodiniaceae
Source: the annotation of a GenBank genome assembly
AGCUGUUCCAAGCCAGCUGCGUGGCCAUGCGGUGACGCCGGAAAUUUGUGAACCGCCGCGAGGCAUGGCCUCCGCCCGGCGGCUCGCCGCGCUGGCGCUGGCACCGGCGGCCUCCAGCGCCGCGGAGUUCCACGCCACGGCGCUGCGGUGCCCGGAGACGUGGCGGCCGAUGCUGGAGCGGCUGCAGGCGGCAGAGGCGCAGCUGCGGGCGGGCGGGGCGCAAGAUGUGCGGCGCCAGCUUGCGGAGGAGGGCGCCGAUGCGCGCCGUGCGCUGGAGGAGUGCCCGCUGGCGAUGGCUGCGCUGCUGCGGCUGGGCGCCAUGGCUCACUACGGGGAUCCGAAAGUCAGAGAGGCGGAGGUGCACGUGCAGAUCGGCGCGCUGGAGGUGGCGCUCAGCUUGCAGCACCUGGCGGCGGGGUGGCUGAUCUUCGCCUACAACGGCCCCGCCCGGCACCAGGACGCCUUCAUCGACGAGUCCCCGUGGCCCAUCAGCUCCGCGCGCUUCGGGGACGAGCACCGCUCCGUGGCGCAGCUCUUGCGGGAGCUGAAGGCCAGUUUCCAAGCCUCGCCCCGGUCCGUUUUGCCCACUGCGCGCCUGUCCUCGCGCUUGGCGAUGGUGACCAUUUGCGACUACGAAGCCGACUCCGCACUACCCCGGCUGGCGGCGUUUGCUCAUGGUCUCUAUGCUCAGGCCCACGGCUACGGCUACGUCCACCACCGGACCUCGGAGUUGGCCGACGGGCGGGCCCCCGCCUGGGGCAAGGUGCGGGCAAUGCUCGCGGCGCUGCAGGAUGGGCGCUGGGACUGGGUGGCCUGGGUGGAUUGCGACCUUUACUUCAUGGACCUCAACAAGACCUUGGACUCCCUUCUGCUGACCUACGCCCCUUCUCCGGAGUCGGAGUCAGAGUCGGAUGAGACGGACCCGGAGGUGAAUCUGCUCAUCUCCGAAGAUUCGCAGACUCUGAACACCGCCAUCUUCUUCCUGCGCCGCGGUGCCUGGAGCGAGCAGCUGUUGAAGCGUGUCUGGCAGGAUCCGGACGGACAGCCCUCAGCCUUUGUGGACCACACCUGGUGGGAGCAGCAGGCCUUUGCACAGGAGCUGCUGGGCGACAACUUGCGGCGCUUCGGGCGGCUGCGCUACGCGCGCGCUGCAGUCCACGCGGCCGCGGGCUUUCCACUGCCAGGUGUGUUGAAGGCAUACCCACCUCAAGUGCGGAUCAUCCCCCAGCUUGAGAUGAACUCGUACCACCCCAUCUCCUCGCGCCUGGUGGAUGAGACCUGGUCCCCAGGCAAGUUUGUCCUGUCCUUCAACGGGGAGUUCAGGUUGCCCCUGGAAGGCUCACGGUCAAGUCCCUGUCUGGCCCGGCAGUCGCCAAGGUGCUCCAUGUGAAUUACUUCGAAGUCUUCUGCCAGCUCAACAACCUUCAGCAGCGGUGUAGGGACAUCCUUAGGGAGGAGGAGAUUGGCAUGAUGAGCCCGUGGCUGGACACAGCGCGGGCGG